Cherax quadricarinatus is the source of this 860-nucleotide messenger RNA. RefSeq names its product adhesive plaque matrix protein-like. The record is from RefSeq and is a predicted model, not a curated record. Lineage: Eukaryota; Metazoa; Arthropoda; Malacostraca; Decapoda; Parastacidae.
UGUUGUACUAUCAACUACUCGCAGAAUGCAGGCUUCAGGAGUGUGUGUGGUGGUGUUGGCUGUGGUGGUGGCAGUGGUGGCUGACCCAAGCUACCCUCAACCAGCUCCCUGCUAUCCAAAGACCCAGUAUGUCACUCAAUACCAGACACAGGUCCAGCAGGUGCCAGUGUAUAAAACAGUCUACAAAACACAAGUCGUCCCCACCACCUUUUAUCAGACCCAGUACCAAACCCAGUACCAGACCAAGUACCAAACCCAGUACGUUCCCAAGUAUGUCACCCAAACAGUCUACAAGACGCAAGUUCAGUACGUGACUCAGUACCAGACCGUAUACAAGACCCAGUACCAAACUCAGUAUGUGACCAAGACCCAAUAUGUGCCACAGUACAUAACACAGACACAAUACCAGACUCAAUACGUUACCCAGACUCACUACCAGACUGUGUACAAGACUGAAUACAAACCCCAGUAUGUAACAAAGACUCAGGUAGAAUACCACACCCAGUACCAAACCCAAGUGGUCCCCGAGUACCACACGGUCACCAAGACCCAGCACACGUACAAGACCGUGUGCCCAAAGCCUUCCUACGGUUACUGAAGACCCAGCACAUCUACAAGACCGUGUGCCCCAAGCCUUCCUACGGUUGCUGAAGACCCAGCACACCUACAAGACCAUCGUUCCAUCGUUUCAAGCCUUUCUAUGACUCCUGAAGACCUGGGCAGCCAUCUGAUCUCCAGUAUUCUCGUAACUUCCAAAUGAUCCAUUGUUGCCUAAACUUGGCAUUAUCAUCAUGGGCAGAGGAAACCCAAUUCUUUGUAACGAACAUUAGAUUCCACGUCAAUUUACUAAAAUAUUUAUC